Hymenoscyphus albidus is the source of this 1095-nucleotide messenger RNA. The record is from the annotation of a GenBank genome assembly. NCBI's taxonomy places the organism in Eukaryota, Fungi, Ascomycota, Leotiomycetes, Helotiales, Helotiaceae.
AUGUCAACACAAAGCACCCAAGGGACCCAACAAUUCUAUACCAAACUCCUCCGGGCUGCCAGAAAACGUAACCCACACCCCCCAAAGAUCAGUUGAACAACUAACAGACCCUCCCACAGACACUUUCCAACUACGAUUAAUACUCUAUCUACUUUCCAUCUCAACACUUGUUUUAUUCAGUAAGUGAAUAAGAUCUAUUCAUCCCAGACUUCACAAGAUUAAGAGAAUAUCUGAAUAGCCAUCUCACUAUGCGGUUGUAUCUCAACGUCCCCAGGGAUACCGAACGUUUCCCCCGCUAGUUUAAAGGGAAAUGGAACGCAGGGGGAGAUUAGGAUUGGAUUCUUCGGUGAGUGUAGCCUAACUCUUGUAGAUUGUAUCACCUCUACAUUACCUUACAACAUCAACUUCAAACCCAAAGCCUAAACGCAAACGCAAACCAGAAAAACAAAAACUAACCCAAGCCCACCAGGACUCUGCCACCUCCCCCCCUCCAGAUCCCCCACCUGCGAAGCCUCGAUGACAAGCGAAUGUAUCGAAGACAUGUUCGUGAACACCCCUUCAGAUGCCAUUAUUAUGUACGAUGCAUGUGGUCCAGCUGGAUGCAGCUUAAGAAACCUUCCUACACCAAGAGCAGGAGGCGGCGUUACCGAAUUAAUAGCUGCAUGUGGCUUCAACAACAAUGCCACCGGUCCCGGUCCUAAUUCAUUCACACAGGCGCUUAUCGAGGUCCUCAGUUGCGCCUCAGACAACAAAAUUCGUCUCUCGGUCUCGCAAUUGUCUUUUCAGGUUUUAAGGAAAUUAAGAUCUAGACGAAAUGAUGGCUCACGCACGGCAACACCUGUUCAUUCAACUUUGAGAUCCGAUGAAAAUGGUCGGCAAAUCUUUCUACAUCCGCUAUCUUAUGUUAAUGAACAUCAGGUUUCACAACAACUAGCGCCUCUACGAUUUUGGGAAUCACCUUCAAAUUUUGUCAUAUCUUUCGACAGAAGAGGGUCAGAGUAUCCAGGUCCUGAGUGGGAGGAAUGGUUACUUCAGGCACCAGCUGAUGCUACUAAACUCAACUUCCACAUCAAUUGUGGUUUAGAUACUAGAUAG